Messenger RNA from Racocetra fulgida, 642 nucleotides. The record is from the annotation of a GenBank genome assembly. NCBI's taxonomy places the organism in Eukaryota, Fungi, Glomeromycota, Glomeromycetes, Diversisporales, Gigasporaceae.
AUGACCAAGUCCUUUGAAGACGCAGCCAAGGACAUCAUUAGAGCUCUGGUAAACCUUGAUAAGAAGGACAAAAUAAUUGAAGCAUUAGUCAAACAAGUGCAACAACUAUUGGUCAAUUAUGUCGCAGCAAAUAACCAACAGGAAAAGGAUACGCAUGAAAAAGAAAAUGAAGCAGAAAGAACGCAAUUAGAAAACAUUAGUAGAAUAAACUAUUGCGAAAAUGAACUAUUCGUAGCGGAUAAAAGAAAGCAACAAAUACAACCGGACAUCCCGAAAAAAGACCUAGAGUACAACCAGAAUCAAACCCAAAUGACCCAAGGGCCCCAGGAGACUCAUGUGGUAAACUUUAGAUAUUAUAGGGAAGAAACUAGUGAAGAAGACAAUGAGCUGUUUUAUAACCUCUGGGAAGAAAUAACGAGUCCAGCUAUAUACUUGACAAAUAUAGAAGAAGUGCUGACCCAAGAAGAUACAGAAGCAGAACCUACGGUAGAAGAACAAAUAAAAAAAGAGAAAAUUGUGGAAGUAUAUAUGAUGGUAGGAAGAAGAAGUGAGCAAAAAUUAGAAGAGGACGAAAGUCGAGUAGAUAAGAAGGAAGCUGACUUACCUGAGUUUAAAGAAAAGAUAUUUGAACUAAGCGCUUAA